CUCUAAUUCCCAAGGCCCAAGAAAAUCCGACGCUCGACUCCAUUUCAAGUGUAGUCCCGUUUUUGGCCUUAGAAACCUGAGAACCUCCAUCUUGCGAAGCCAAUCCAUCUCUCCUCACUCUCUUCCUUGUCUACAGCCAUCGGCAUCUUGUCAAAGUCAACUUGUCUCUCCUUCGUCCGUAUAAUUUUGUGUUUUACUGGCAUCGAGAGAGAGUGUGUUGCUGCUGCGUUGCUAUCACAGCCCUUUUUUUCUGACAAUUUUCCACAAAAGUUGCCGUCUUUCAAAUCGUUGGAGUUGGCCGGGUUUCUGUUUUUCUGACUCGAUCUCGGAGCUGUUCGUCUCCCACUUGUUUGUCUGUACUGUUACAUUAUUGUACCUCGACUCCUGUCCGAUUCCGACCUUCCUCCGUCGUUGAUUAUCCCAUCUCACCAUGGCGAGUGCUGCUCUACCCUCUCCGAAGCUGGAUCGGUAUGUGGUCAUCCAUGUAGCCACGACUUGCGAUGAACAUGGGGUCUACGUGACCAAAGACUCGGCAGAAGUCAUUGAAAUGGGCUGGAUCCUGCUCGACAGUAAGACUUGUGACGAGAUCUAUCGAGAGAGUGUCUUGGUGAAGCCGAUCAACACACCUAUCACACCGCUUUGCACCAGCCUCACCACAUUGACCUGGGAACAUGUUCGCAAUGCCGGCUCCUUCCGGGACGCCGUGACUCGGUUCGACCACUUUGCCCAGGAGCAUCUGAUAUCCAAGAAUUUGGAGUUCUCCUUUGUGACACUGGAUGCCUGGGACUUGCGUGUGCAGCUCCCCCGAGAGGCUCGCGACAAAUCAGUCGUCCUACCGGCUUACCUGCAACACUCGCGCACCUUUGACUUGCGCUCAGAGUACGCCCGUUGGCAACAGCACCAUCCAGAGUCCCUGCCCUUCGGCCCCAGCUCCCUAGCAAACAUUUGUGCUGCUCUCGAGGUGGAGCCUGUGCAAUCUUCGGCUCCAAUCAAGCACAACCUGCCUUUCCAUCUGCAGGCUCUGGCGCCUGCCUCCCCUCGCCGCGCCAUGGAGGAGGCGGUCACUCUUGCCAGGGUGCUGCGCGGCCUUAUCCGGAAGUCCCAACCCGCGCAUGAGCACCCGGAUGUCUUGACUCGACCCAUGGACGCCAGGGCUGACGUGAACGCCUUUUUGAAGGAACGUAGCAAAGUCCUCCACAUGAACGGUCUGCCGCACGACACCACCCAGUCUGAACUCGAAAGCUGGUUCACUCAAUUCGGAGGAAGACCCAUUGCUUUCUGGACCCUCCGUACUCCGGACCAGCACAAGCCGACAGGUUCAGGGUUUGCCGUCUUCUCCUCGCACGAAGAGGCUGCUGAAAGUCUCUGCAUGAACGGACGCGCUCUCAACGAAAAGGCCAUCGAGGUCUCGCCUUCAUCAAGCCGAGUCCUCGAUCGUGCCGCCGAGAUUCUCACACCUUUCCCUCCAAGCAAGAAUAGACCUCGACCUGGUGACUGGAAUUGUCCUUCAUGUGGCUUCUCGAACUUUCAGCGCCGUACCGCAUGCUUCCGUUGUUCUUUCCCUGCAGCAGGUUCGGGAGGUGGUGAUCCUUACGGCUACAACGCCUAUGGGUAUGCACCACCACACAUGAUGGGUCACCAUCCCCAUAUGGGUGGUCAUCAUGGUCACGGCAUGGGACAUCAUGGCCGCGGUGGCGCUGGCCCUGUUCCUUUCCGUGCUGGUGACUGGAGAUGCGGUGCAGAAGGAUGUCAAUACCACAACUUCGCCAAAAAUGUUAAUUGCUUGCGCUGUGGCGCUCCCCGUUCGGGCGCCGCGAUCGUUGUCGAUUCUUCUUACCCGUCACCCAUGGGUCCCCCAUCAGAGUUCGGCAUGGGUCCUGGCUCUAUGGCUAGCACUCCAGGUCCUACCCCCUACGGUGCUGGUGCUGCCGCCUUUGGCUCUGGUGCUGCCUUCGCCCAGCCACCGCCUAGCCAGUAUGGCAUGCCUUCUGGCAUGGGUGCUCCCGGCACUGGUUUCCCUCAAAUGGGUGGCAUGGCCCCUGGGUAUGCCUCAAGCAACAUCUCCCACUCAUCGUUUGGCCCCGCGGCUCAAGCUGCUUUCAGUGGCGCCACCGACAAUACCGCUCCAGGAAGCAUGCCCCCUCAGAAUGGCUUCUACGGCAGCGAGCAAGGUGCGGACCCGUUUUCGUUCCUCUCCGCCGGCAUCCAAGGCCUUAGUGUGGGCGAUGAGAACCAGCCGCCACGCCGCAACGGCGGCCCUCAGACUGCUAAAAGUCCUGCUUAGAAGGUCCAACCGGACAUCGCCCUCUGUCAUGGAGUUCUUGAUUCCAAUAACGACUUCGACGACACAACUCAUGUUCAGCAAAUGGUGUUCAGUUCUUUAAUCAUUUCAUGUACUUGACUCUUGCAGAUUCAUGUACAUGUGUUCUCUAGUUUGUAUCGUGAAUAUUGGCGGGCGGUGCUGGAGGUCAGGCUGGGACUGGGGAUUCUUGAUGGGAAUGGCACAUGGAACGUUCUUUGCAUAUGACGAAUGGACGGACCUAGACACUUUGGCUUUAUUUUUUUCUUCUUCCUCUUCUUCGAAAUUGACGGCUUGCUUCACUUUAUCUGCCAGAAAAAAGCCGGUUGGGCGGAGAAACAAGGAGCUUCAAAGGUCUAGACAAACAAUACCUAAGGUUACAGGGCAAGGCCAGGGAUGGAGUGUCGUGUGUCUGCUAUGUGUGAAAUGUGAGCUAUUGCCGGCAUAGCGAUGGAGCAUGAAUAUUUUUUGAUGCCAGCGACCUUUACGAAACAACUGGUGUAUGUGUGUGUGCAGGUGAACGGUUUUUGAAAUUUGAUGUGUUGGAGGGUGGUUGUGAGGCCUGGAAGGGAAAGAGAAGAGAAGGAAAAAGGCAGAGGGCUCAAUCAAUCAACGGCUGGACGUUUCUACUCACCGAGAAGUAAACAGGGGGAAAAUUGCGAUAGGAGACUGACUGGCAGAUUGCAAGCCUUGUCGAUAUUUUUAUCUAAGACUGUAUCAAACAAAGAUUUAUCUCUAUCUAAA
Exophiala oligosperma is the source of this 3043-nucleotide messenger RNA. RefSeq lists its product as uncharacterized. The transcript has 5 exons. NCBI's taxonomy places the organism in Eukaryota, Fungi, Ascomycota, Eurotiomycetes, Chaetothyriales, Herpotrichiellaceae. Bases 431 to 2284 code for a protein of 617 amino acids. The record is from RefSeq and is a predicted model, not a curated record. Gene Ontology annotation, molecular function: RNA binding; 3'-5'-RNA exonuclease activity.